Molecule: messenger RNA, 633 nt
Organism: Megalopta genalis
Lineage: Eukaryota; Metazoa; Arthropoda; Insecta; Hymenoptera; Halictidae
Gene: Rpb11
Product: DNA-directed RNA polymerase II subunit RPB11
Biological process (GO): transcription by RNA polymerase II
Cellular component (GO): RNA polymerase II, core complex
Molecular function (GO): protein dimerization activity; DNA binding
Source: RefSeq, a predicted model, not a curated record
GCACUGCAAUCGCAAUACAAUUUCGUUAGAUCUGUCAGUAUUGCGUUGUGUCUUCCUAUCAGAAAUUGAAUUUAGUAAAUAAAAUACCUAAACAAAUUUAUAUUUUUUAGAGUACGUUGUAAUUUAAGAGCAAGAUGAAUGCUCCUCCGACCUUUGAAUCAUUUCUCCUGUACGAAGGAGAGAAAAAAAUAAUUAAGGAGCAAGAUACUAAAGUUCCCAAUGCUGCAAUUUUCACAGUUAACAAGGAAGACCAUACGCUUGGAAACAUGAUCCGCAAUCAAUUAUUAAAGGAUCCUCAGGUUCUGUUUGCUGGAUACAAAGUUCCACAUCCGCUAGAACACAAAUUUGUGAUCAGAAUACAAACAACAUCAGAUUAUACACCACACGAGGCUUUUAUGCAUGCAAUUACAGAUUUAAUCGCUGAACUUUCGUUGUUCGAAGAGCGUUUUAAAGAAGCUAUCAAGGAGAAGAAAGAGGGUCUGGAUUAAAUGAUAGCUUUUCUACUUAUAGAUACUAGACUAUGCUAUAAAUAAUUGAUCUAUAUAUACCUACAUAUAAUUUAUAUAUAAGACAACUGAUUUAGAAUGAAUUUUGUAUAUAUGAACAACUAAAUAAAAGAAAGUCAAACACAAA